AUGAUUUCUUCAACCGAUGUUGGCGGAUCGGCAUUUACACCGGUGAUGAUUCCCAAGUCACCUUCCAGUGAAAUUGAUGGGGAAAGAGAUGUUGACUUUCACUGGAGAAAUAGCAGUCCAAGCCAAAUGCCUUUUUCUCGUCAUUUCUGGUCCGUUUGGGGACCGUAUUCUCCCACCUUCGGCCCUUCCGCUAUGGAGCAUGUUUUAAAGCCGUCAAGCCCACCGCUAUGGCCAAUGUGCUCAUUUGGAGGACCAGCGUAUCCAUCUCUUUGGAAAGAGCGAUUCCAGUUUAGAUUCGCAGCGUGUUCUGAUGAAGAGAAGCCGAGCCAGUCUUACAUUGGACUUAUCGCUGAAGCGAUUCUUAGCUCACCAGAAGAAAAGCUUAUCUUGAGUGAUAUCUACAACUACAUUCUUACUCACUACCCUUACUUCAGAAACAAGGGAACUGGCUGGAGAAAUAGCAUCCGCCACAAUCUCUCUCUGAAUGACUGCUUUGUCAAAGCCGGUCGCAGCCCAAAUGGAAAAGGUCAUUUCUGGGCAAUCAGUUCUCUUUAUUAUGACGAUUUCCGACGUGGUGACUUUAGAAGGAGAAGAAUACAAAAACGAUCACACAAGAGCAGAAGAAACUCCAGUGAGUCCAAAGAAGAUGUUGUUAUCUGCAAGGCGGAAAGCAGCGAAGAGGUAGAAAACGUCCCUGAAGACCCAGACGAGUUUCUCGAAUGUUCAAAACCUGAGCGCGUUGAGCAGAAAAAAGAGGAAGUGACUGAGAAAGUGGAAGUAUCUCAGGAAAAGCGUAAGUCAUUCGACAUGGCCAGCUUACUAGCUCCAGACAGAGGCCAAAAAGAAGGAGGGUUGCUUGUGCCAGUCUAUCCUCGUCCAUUUGAUCCGACUCUCGUUUACAACUCCUUCCCAACCCAUUCUGGUGAAUAUGUGGCUACGUCGCCCGCUUUUGAUCGGCUUCACUCUGGUGAACCCACCAGAUUAAUCUUUCCUUACAAUUAUAGACUUGCCUGCUAA
Porites evermanni is the source of this 1017-nucleotide messenger RNA. The record is from the annotation of a GenBank genome assembly. NCBI's taxonomy places the organism in Eukaryota, Metazoa, Cnidaria, Anthozoa, Scleractinia, Poritidae.